GGAUGCUUUGUAUCUGGAGAGGCGCUCCUGAUUGGCCUGAGGGGCCCCCCAGCUCCGGGGAGUUGUCCUCCAUUCAGCCCACUCGAGGGUUGCACAACUGCUUCCAGCCGGACGGAGCUCAGCCGGCUGCGCCGGGGCCUGUCCCAGGUCUGCAGUGGGGAAACUGCCGGGCCGCGUUGGCUGGGCCCUGGCCGCACCUUCGGUCAGCUUGGUGCCCUUCCUUGGAGCUGCCGGCCACCAGCAGAGCCCACCCUCUUCAUGGAAAGCCUCGUGCAGUGGCCCCCUGGUGAUGGCAUCCGACAGUGAUGUGAAGAUGCUGCUGAACUUCGUUAACCUGGCGUCCAGCGACAUCAAGGCAGCCCUGGACAAGUCGGCGCCCUGCCGCCGCUCCGUGGACCAUCGCAAGUACCUGCAGAAGCAGCUCAAGCGCUUCUCCCAGAAGUAUUCCCGGCUCCCGCGGGGACUUCCGGGCAGAGCCGCUGAGCCCUACCUGAAAAGGGGGUCUGAGGACCGGCCCGGGAGGCUGCUUCUUGAUUUGGGCCCUGAUUCCAGCCCCGGCGGGGGUGGGGGCUGCAAGGAGAAGGCGCCGAGGAACCCCUACAGGGAGGAAUGUCUUGCUAAGGAGCAGCUCCCACAGGGGCAGCAUCCAGAAGCUGCCCAGCCUGGCCAGGUGCCCAUGAGGAAAAGACAGCUACCUGCUUCCUUCUGGGAAGAGCCGAGGCCCACCCACAGCUACCAUGUGGGGCUGGAGGGGGGACUGGGCCCCAGGGAGGGACCUCCCUACGAGGGUAAGAAAAAUUGCAAGGGCUUGGAGCCCCUGGGGCCUGAGAUUGUCCCAGUGCCCAUGUCUCCAAGGGCCCUGGCUGAAAAGGAGCCACUCAAGAUGCCUGGGGUCUCCCUGGUGGGCCGUGUCAAUGCCUGGAGUUGCUGCCCCUUCCAGUACCAUGGACAGCCCAUCUACCCGGGCCCUCUAGGGGCCCUGCCUCAGAGUCCUGUCCCCAGCCUGGGCCUGUGGAAGAAGAGUCCAGCCUUUCCCGGGGAGCUGGCGCACCUCUGCAAGGAUGCAGACGGCCUGGGGCAGAAGGUGUGCAGGCCUGUGGUGCUGAAACCCAUUCCGACCAAGCCGGCCGUGCCCCCACCCAUCUUCAAUGUCUUUGGCUACCUCUAGCCGGGCCGAGAGGGCCUCAGCCCCCACUCUGGCCUGCAGGAGUGUCAAGGUCCCCGAGGUGCUCUCCUGUGAGGAGGUGGCUGGGCCACAGUGGGGCCUCUUCCAUUUGUGUGCGUAUGGGAGUGGAGGGCAGGAUUGGGGCAGGGCUCCUCAAGCAGUCACCCUUCAGUCUUGCAGCCUUGGAAGCUGGGGGGCUGGUUGGCCCCUCCCCAAGCAGGCCAGGGCCCAACAGCUUGCCCGCUGUCCCUGUGCAGACCAUGGGUGCUAGGAUGUUGCCCUUGCUUGCAGACACCCUGGAAGCCAGAGUGACACGUCUGUUCACCUGCCACCCACUCUGCAAGCCAAUCUCAGUUGUUGUUGUUCUUGUUCUUUGUAAAUAUUGAGAAAGUUAAAAGAAUAAAGACAUUUCUUUUGGAGUUUCCAUA
Messenger RNA from Chlorocebus sabaeus (green monkey), 1593 nucleotides. It is a transcript of the gene FAM181A, whose product is annotated as family with sequence similarity 181 member A. NCBI's taxonomy places the organism in Eukaryota, Metazoa, Chordata, Mammalia, Primates, Cercopithecidae. The record is from RefSeq and is a predicted model, not a curated record.